This is a messenger RNA of Coffea arabica (coffee), 443 nucleotides long. The record is from RefSeq and is a predicted model, not a curated record. Lineage: Eukaryota; Viridiplantae; Streptophyta; Magnoliopsida; Gentianales; Rubiaceae.
UCUCUCUUCUUAAUCUUUUUUCGUCGGUCUAGAAAAUCAUGGCUCCAAAGGUGAUCAAAAUCAAAAGUAGUGCAAUGAUCAAGAAAAGCUCAAAUUACAGGGGCAUCCUUAACAACACCAACUACCAGAGUGGAACGAGUUUUCGUGAGGAGAUACUCAGCAAAUUGUCGCAGAAUCUCAUUUGUCGCAGUUGUGCAGCGCUCGCCUGGCUUGAGUCAUUUGAAGCUGAUCUUCAGAAAGUGAGACUCGACUUGCAGGCUGUGGAAAGAGCCAUCAAGAAAAGAAACAGGUCAUCCAAGGGCAUGGCUCAGCUCAAACUCAAGCCAUUUGUCCACAGCAAGUGACAAUCGCUUGAUGACAAGCUUUCAAGAGCCUAAUGUAAACUAUCUGAAUGUGUUAUAUUUGGUAUCCAAUGGUUUGGAGUUUAACAUUAUCUUAACUGA